ACCGAAACGAAACUACAAACGCAAAAGUACACCAGUCAAAGUCAAUGAUGAAAUGGAGCCAAAGAGUGAUGCGAAUGUUGGUCUCGAUAUCUCACCCGACAGCACAACGAUUCCGGCUAAACGAAUGCGAUUCCAAUCGAUUGAGAUCAAAGACAGUGACGACGAAUCAACAAACAUACCCGAGCCCCCACAAAAUACUGAAGAACAGUUCAAUUCGCUAUUCGGUGGUCCAUCUUGUUUCAAAGGUCAAGUCCAACCAAAUGCCAACGCACUGCAUAAAAAUCUGUUGAGCAAGGUCAAGAUCAAGAAGGAACGUUCCAACUCAUCCGAUCACAUCACCUACAUAUUGUCAGACAGCGAUUGAAUUUGAGAACCAGUCGAAACGAGCCAAAAUUGAACAUUUUGUCGGGUUUAUUCAAAUGAACUCAAAACACCACAUAAUGUGGAAUAUUUUUUUUCAUUUAUUUUGUGAAAAUUUUAACCUUUGCAAAAGAAAAAAAGGUUUUAAAAAGACAAUUUCAACACUUUCCCGAAGUGGAAAUUAGCUUAUUAGCCGUUUUGAGCGUUUCAAUAGAAAUGAUGCAUGUAAAUGCACUUAGAAUCUAAUUCUUCAUCGAUGUGAUCAUUUUUCGAUUUUUCAGUUGAUAAAAAUCCAGAAUAUGGAGUUUUUGGCGAGAAAAAAAUUAAAUUUCGAUGCAAAAGAAUUUUUUUCACACAAAAAAUCAUCGAUUGAUGCAAAAAUGAAAUUUUCCGAGCGAAAAAUAGAAUUUUUUUUUAAGGAAAACCAUUUGUUUUGGGGGAAAAACAAUUUUUAUUCAAGAAAAAAAAUUCAAACGAAAACGAAUUGGUUUUCAAGACAAAAUAAAAAUGUUCAAAUGAAAAAUAAAAAAAAAACGAAUUUCGAGAGAAAAGAAAUGGAUUUUCUAGACGGAAAAAUAACUCUUUUAUGAAAUAAAAUAAAUUUUUAGAACAAAAAUGAUCAUUUUUGAGGCAAAAAAAAGUAAAAUUGAAGCAAAUGACACAAAUGUUAUUCAAAUAAAUCAGAGUUAAAAAUUCCAAUGGAGAAUUGAUUUUUUUUUCAAAAGACACGCUUCAUCGAAGACAACGAAGACAUUUCUUGAAAAUUCUUUUGAAAUAAAGUAAACAAAAGCAGAAAAUGGAAAUUAAUUUGCCAGAAAAUUUGAUUUUUUUCGGUAGAUUUUUUUUUAGUUUCAAAAAUUCGAAUUUCAAUAAAAGCAACGUUUUUUUUUUUUCAAUUAAAAACCUACCUUUACUUACUGUCCUGUUUUGUUAGAACAUCAAUUCAGAGUCUAGAUUCUAGACAUCAAUUUAAAGAAGGUAAUGAAUGAUAAUGAAUAAUCAUUGAACAUCGAGCGUUUUAUGGAGGAAAAUAAAAUGUCAAUAUACAUACUUUACAAUAAUUUUCAACUCAUUUAAGUCCCUUUUUU
Messenger RNA from Sitodiplosis mosellana (orange wheat blossom midge), 1448 nucleotides. RefSeq lists its product as uncharacterized. The record is from RefSeq and is a predicted model, not a curated record. NCBI's taxonomy places the organism in Eukaryota, Metazoa, Arthropoda, Insecta, Diptera, Cecidomyiidae.